AUGGACAAAUUUCUGGUGAAAGGGCCUCUCCGGGCGGAGGAAGGUCAGACAGACAAAGACGCCGCCUCGUUGGGAAGAGAGGAGGGGAGCUCAAGGAAAAGGCCGAGGAGAGACCCUGGGGAGGGCGGCGUGGCUGACCCCCAGUGGCAGCACAUUCGGGCCGAGGGCCUGAACUGCGACUACACGGUCCUGUUUGACAGAGCUGAGGCAGACGAGAUUUUGCGAGAGUUGGAGAGAGAAGUAGAAUAUUUCACAGGGGCGCUGGCCAAGGUGCAGGUAUUUGGGAAGUGGCAUGAUGUCCCCCGGAAGCAGGCAACUUACGGCGAUGCUGGGGUGACUUACUCGUUUUCGGGCCUCACUCUGUCUCCAAAGCCCUGGAUCCCAGUCCUGGAGCGCAUCCGGGAUCGUGUUUCCCUGGUGACCGGACAGAUAUUCAACUUUGUUCUUAUCAACAGGUACAAAGACGGCCAUGACCACAUCGGCGAGCACCGUGACGACGAGCGGGAGCUGGCUCCCGGGAGCCCUAUCGCCUCAGUGUCCUUCGGGGCCUGCAGGGACUUCUUCUUCCGUCACAAGGACUCUCGGGGGAAGCACCCCUCCCUGCGGGUGCAGCCGGUCAGGCUCCAGCUGGCCCACGGGAGUCUGCUGCUGAUGAACCCGCCGACCAACUCCCACUGGUAUCACAGCCUCCCUGUCCGCAAGAAGAUUCUGGCUCCCAGGGUCAAUCUGACCUUCCGCAAGAUUCUGCCCACUGACAAAUAA
Molecule: messenger RNA, 762 nt
Organism: Elephantulus edwardii (Cape elephant shrew)
Lineage: Eukaryota; Metazoa; Chordata; Mammalia; Macroscelidea; Macroscelididae
Gene: ALKBH2
Product: alkB, alkylation repair homolog 2 (E. coli)
Exons: 3
Coding region: 1-762 (253 amino acids)
Biological process (GO): DNA repair
Source: RefSeq, a predicted model, not a curated record